This is a messenger RNA of Condylura cristata (star-nosed mole), 3634 nucleotides long. It is a transcript of the gene EXTL3, whose product is annotated as exostosin-like glycosyltransferase 3. Bases 896 to 3634 code for a protein of 912 amino acids. Gene Ontology annotation, cellular component: membrane. Lineage: Eukaryota; Metazoa; Chordata; Mammalia; Eulipotyphla; Talpidae. Gene Ontology annotation, molecular function: glycosyltransferase activity. The transcript is spliced from 7 exons. The record is from RefSeq and is a predicted model, not a curated record.
ACACUUAGUGAGUGCUUCUACGGAGCAAACAGUGUUCCAGAUGCCAAGGUCACAUCCGUGAACAAAACAAAAGACUCCCCUGUUCCUGUGCAGCCUACAUUGUGCAGAUGCAGAGAUGCAGUACAAGCAUAGUUUCUUACAAUAGCCACGUGAUAAGACCAGUCGAAGUGCCAAAGGCCUGUGGCAUGUGCGGUGGAAUACUAUGCAGCGAUAAAAAGAUGGAACUUGCCAUUUAUGACAAUACGGAGCCGGAUGGGUUGAUGCUAACUAAGUGAAUUUCUGACAAGGAAAUGGUAGCCGGGAGAUUAGACCACUAAUGAACAGCAGACGAGGAUCCAGAAACCCAGUGGUGUGAGCUGGUGUGGGUCUGGGUAGCAGGGAGCGAGGAGACCCGGAAACGGGGAGGACACUGACUGCGUGUAGAAAGGGCCUGCUUGCUGGCGGUGACCGAAGAGGCCGGCCUGCACGUCUGCUCUAGCCCGUGCUGUGUAGCUGAGGUAGUAACUAUGCAUGUGUGCUGGCCAGCAAAGCGCAGGAGCAAGAGCCAUGGCCGCUGACGAGGUCUCUGCCGUCCCGGGAAGCGUCUGCUGGGCCUCCGCACGGGCGGCCUCCUCCCUUUCGUCUCGUCAACAAUGCAGUACCCGUCACCACUGGAUGAAGAUUGAGGACACGUUCUUUGGUCAACAACCAGAACUUCAGAUCUGCUGGGAAAGAGCCGGAGGCCGCUGCAACCACAGCUGAGGAAAAUGAAAUUUCCGUUUUACUGGGUGCCUUGUACCGGAAGCACACCACCUCUCGCAGGAGUCGGGGCCUGAGGGGCAUUGCGCUCGUCCACUGGAAACCCACGGUGAUGGCGGGCGACCCAACGUGACCAGAGGGGCCGCGCCACCUCCACAUGACGGGCUAUACCAUGUUGCGGAACGGGGGCGUGGGGAACGGAGGUCAGACCUGGAUGCUCUGGUGCUCCACCCGCAACCGGCUCACGUGGCUCAGCUUCACGCUCUUCGUCAUCCUGGUCUGCUUCCCGCUCAUCGCUCACUAUUACCUCACCACGCUGGACGAGGCCGAUGAGGCCGGCAAGCGGAUUUUCGGCCCGCGGGCCGGCAACGAGCUGUGUGAGGUAAAGCACGUGCUGGAUCUUUGCCGAAUUCGUGAGUCCGUGAGCGAGGAGCUCCUGCAGCUGGAAGCCAAGCGGCAGGAGCUGAACAGCGAGAUCGCCAAGCUGAAUCUCAAGAUCGAAGCCUGCAAGAAGAGCAUUGAAAAUGCCAAGCAGGACCUGCUGCAGCUCAAAAACGUCAUCAGCCAGACGGAGCACUCUUACAAGGAGCUGAUGGCCCAGAAUCAGCCCAAGCUCUCGCUGCCCGUCCGGCUGCUGCCUGAGAAGGACGACACCGGCCUGCCGCCCCCGAAGGCCCUGCGGGGCUGUCGGCUGCAUAACUGCUUUGACUAUUCUCGCUGCCCGCUCACCUCUGGCUUCCCAGUCUAUGUUUAUGACAGCGACCAGCUGGCUCUGGGCAGCUACCUGGACCCCUUAGUCAAGCAGGCCUUUCAGGCUACCGCCCGGGCCAGCGUCUACGUGACAGAAAACGCGGACAUCGCCUGCCUUUAUGUGGUCCUGGUGGGCGAGAUGCAGGAGCCCCUGGUGCUGCGGCCUGCUGACCUCGAGAGGCAGCUGCAUUCUUUACCACACUGGCGGACCGACGGACACAACCACGUCAUCCUCAGUCUGUCACGGAGGUCAGAUACGCAGAACUUGCUCUAUAACGUCAGCACCGGCCGGGCCAUGGUGGCCCAGUCCACGUUCUACGCCGCCCAGUACAGGCCUGGCUUCGACUUGGUCGUCUCACCCCUCGUCCAUGCCAUGUCAGAGCCCAACUUCCUGGAGAUCCCACCGCAGGUGCCCGUGAAGAGGAAGUACCUCUUCACCUUCCAGGGGGAGAAGAUCGAGUCCCUGAGGUCCAGCCUGCAGGAGGCCCGCUCCUUCGAGGAAGAGGUGGAAGGCGGCCCUCCAGCCGACUACGACGACCGCAUCAUCGCCACCCUGAAGGCGGUCCAGGACAGCAAGCUGGACCAGGUCCUGGUGGAGUUCACCUGCAGAAGCCGGCCCAGGCCCAGCCUGCCCACCGAGUGGGCGCUGUGCGGGGAGCGGGAGGAGCGCCUGGGCCUGCUGAAGCGCUCCACCUUCGCGCUCAUCAUCGCGCCCGGCGACCCCCGCCUGCUCACCUCCUCGGGGUGCGCGGCGCGGCUCUUCGAGGCGCUGGCGGCCGGGGCCGUGCCGGUCGUGCUGGGGGAGCACGCGCAGCUGCCCUACCAGGACGUGCUGCAGUGGAGCGAGGCGGCGCUGGUGCUGCCCAAGCCGCGCGUCACGGAGGUGCACUUCCUGCUGCGCAGCCUCUCGGACAGCGACCUGCUGGCCAUGCGGCGGCAGGGCCGCUUCCUCUGGGAGACGUACUUCUCCACCGCCGACAGUAUUUUCAGUACUGUGCUGGCCGCGGUCAGGACCCGCAUCCAGAUCCCAGCCGCUCCCAUCCGCGAGGAGGCCGCCGCCGAGAUCCCCCACCGCUCGGGCAAGGCGGCCGGGACGGACCCGAACAUGGCCGACAACGGGGACCUGGACCUGGGGCCGGUGGAGACCGAGCCUCCCUACGCCUCGCCCAGAUACCUCCGCAACUUCACGCUGACGGUCACCGACCUGUACCGCAGCUGGAACUCCGCUCCCGGGCCUUUCCAUCUCUUCCCCCACACGCCCUUUGACCCCGUGUUGCCCUCAGAGGCCAAGUUCCUGGGCUCCGGGACUGGGUUUCGGCCCAUUGGUGGGGGAGCGGGGGGUUCUGGCAAGGAGUUUCAGGCAGCGCUGGGAGGCAACGUCCCCCGGGAGCAGUUCACGGUAGUGAUGUUGACCUAUGAGCGGGAGGAAGUGCUCAUGAACUCUCUGGAGAGACUGAACGGCCUCCCUUACCUGAACAAGGUGGUGGUGGUGUGGAAUUCUCCCAAGCUGCCCUCAGAGGACCUUCUGUGGCCUGACAUUGGCGUGCCCAUCAUGGUGGUCCGCACGGAGAAGAACAGCUUGAACAAUCGGUUCUUACCCUGGAAUGAAAUCGAGACAGAGGCCAUCCUGUCGAUUGACGACGACGCUCACCUCCGCCACGACGAGAUCAUGUUCGGGUUUCGGGUGUGGAGAGAAGCGCGAGACCGCAUUGUGGGUUUCCCUGGCCGCUACCAUGCGUGGGACGCCCCUCACCGGUCCUGGCUCUACAACUCCAACUACUCCUGUGAGCUGUCCAUGGUGCUGACGGGCGCUGCCUUCUUCCACAAGUACUACGCCUACCUGUACUCCUACGUGAUGCCCCAGGCCAUCCGGGACAUGGUGGACGAGUACAUCAACUGUGAGGACAUCGCCAUGAACUUCCUCGUCUCCCAUAUCACUCGGAAGCCCCCCAUCAAGGUGAGAGCCCUGCGCCCCUCUUGGUGCCGAGCGCGCGUGGGGGCUGGCAGGAGUCAGAGCCGUGCCCGCGCCACCGCCUCAGGCGUCUGGGGCAGCCACGGCCAGCGCCCGGGCCGGGGUCUGCCGGCACGAGGCCCUGCCCGCCUGCGGUUGCGCGACGGGAGUGCAGACGAUUUGGAACUUGCGUGA